Molecule: messenger RNA, 531 nt
Organism: Arthroderma uncinatum
Lineage: Eukaryota; Fungi; Ascomycota; Eurotiomycetes; Onygenales; Arthrodermataceae
Exons: 1
Coding region: 1-531 (176 amino acids)
Source: RefSeq, a predicted model, not a curated record
AUGUUCGUAGCAGCUAUGCCGUCACAGGGAGGCUUAAUUAACACAAUUGCGCUCGCAGUCCAGUACGACCGAGCAUUGCAAGACCCAAACGAGGAUUCUACGACCGGGCUAUGGGACCGUCUCCUCAACAACAACUUUGGCGGUGAUAAUUGGAUUGUAACUCCUCAAAAACGCCAGACAAGCGGUGCGAGACCAGACUUUGUUAUUGAGAGAUUCUGGUCAAAUAGUGCAUUCAUCGAGGUUAUUGUCGUCGAAGCAAAACCCCAACAUCAAACUAUGUCGCAGGACUCCUACACAGACGAACAGGUAUUAGGCUACGCAAUAAAUGCUCUCGAAACUGGUCAGGCAAAGGGUCAAAUGAAGAUAUUUGCUCUUCGGGUUGUGGGUACGCGUAUGAUGGCGUACAAGGUGACGAGGGCCAAUCAAGUAUUAACACCGCUGGCGUCUGAUUAUAUGGACCCUAAGGUCAAUGAGGCAGCUAUGAGGCAGGUUUUUGAUAUGAUUAAGAACGCAAAUGUUUUGGCUCCAUAA